GAAAGCCAUAACCUUGACGCUGCAACAGAACAUCAGUCGCCAUGGCCAAGUCCAAGAACUCGUCUCAGCACAACCAGAGCAAGAAGGCUCACCGUAACGGUAUCAAGAAGCCUAAGACCCACCGCUACCCGUCCCUCAAGGGCACCGACCCCAAGUUCAGGAGGAACCACAGGCACGCCCUUCACGGCACCAUGAGGGCUCUGAAGGAGGUCAAGGAGGGCAAGAGGGAGGCGGCUUAAACGGACAAUUCGAUGUUUGCAAUGGUAUUCAUGGCGCACGAAGGUCAAUGUGACUGGCGUAAUUGAGCUGGCACUGUCCGCUGCAGCCUCUAUUUGAAAAAAUGGAAAUGGCUUUCGAUUCCGAACCCGGAGUGCGAACGAGCGCGUCUCUUGGGAUCCACCAACUCGUUCACCUUUGCAAAAUUGUAGGUCUGAUAUUACGCUUUCGUUAUACGGUUUGUGUGCUGUCGUCACUUCUCUUCAAAUUUCCCAUGGCAUUAGUGUGUACAGCUCCGCGCUUAUCCCAUGCGCGACAGCUGAAGGAUUAUCUAUCGUGCCAAGAUGUACUUGCCCUUUCAUUACCAAUCAUCCAACCUCGUCUUUGUGGGGUUUGGGUGCAUGGAGAAAGGGAAACAUGCGAUCAACGAGUCUCAAGGUAGUUAAAUGAAUACAGAUCAAAAC
This is a messenger RNA of Aplosporella prunicola CBS 121167, 680 nucleotides long. RefSeq lists its product as uncharacterized. Bases 42 to 239 code for a protein of 65 amino acids. Lineage: Eukaryota; Fungi; Ascomycota; Dothideomycetes; Botryosphaeriales; Aplosporellaceae. Gene Ontology annotation, cellular component: ribosome; cytosolic large ribosomal subunit. Gene Ontology annotation, biological process: cytoplasmic translation. The transcript has 4 exons. The record is from RefSeq and is a predicted model, not a curated record. Gene Ontology annotation, molecular function: structural constituent of ribosome.